GUGGCGCGGUGCGUGGCCGCAGGCGGGCGCUGUGGCCUGCGGCAGCGGAAGAGUGGCGCGCAGGUGCUCGGGCGCCCGUGACGGAGCGGCCGCAGCGGCGCGGCCCGCAGGAUGCCGGGGCUGGUGGUGUUCGGCAGGCGCUGGGCUAUCGGCAGCGACGACUUCGUCCUCCCGGGGGCUUUUGAGCUCUUCGUCAGGCUGGUGUGGUGGAUUGGAAUUCUUGCCCUUUACACAGUUCACAAGGGGCAGUUUAACUGUCCUGGGGGAGGAUUACUGCACAGCUACUUGCUUGUCCUCCUCAUUCUCCUGGCUUCUAUAAUAUGUGCGUUAUCUGCUCUUGUAUAUGUCAGUAUGCAAGGAACAAUUUCUAAUCCAGGCCCAAGAAAAUCACUUCCCAAGCUCCUUUAUACUCGCCUACUUCUCUGUUUGCCUGAAUUCAUCUGGGCUGUGGUAGGAGCUGUGUGGGUGUCAGACAGCAGUGUGCACUGCGAGAAGGCUGUGGUAAAUGCCAUUACUGUGACUGUCAUUGCAAGCUGGGUUAUCAUCAUCUUUACCAUCAUUGGAGUUGUGAUCGUCUUUGAUCCACUUGGGGGGAAAAAGACCUUUUACUUCACCGAUGGUGUAAAUCGGAACCUGGAAAGCAGUCAGUCAGGGCAGUUGCUGUAUAAUGUGAAGAGCACUGCCACCAGAGUCUGGGAGAAAAGGAUCAGGUUACUUUGUUGCUGUAUUGUGCAAGACGAUGACCAUCGAGUGGCGUUCACAAGUAUCGCGGAGCUUUUCCGCGCCUACUUUUCAGACACUGAUCUGGUGCCAAGUGACAUAGCAGCUGGCUUGACUCUGCUCCAUCAAGAGCAAGAUAAAAUGGAAAGUUGCCCAAAAGACCCUGAAGAAGUCUUGUGUCAUUCUCCAUCAUCUGUUGUGACAGAUGAUUUGGAUAUCGAACUGGAGAAUGCUGCUCACUAUAUGCUGUUUGCUGCAGCUGCGUAUGGCUGGCCCUACUACAUAUACACCAACCCCUUUACUGCACUCUGUAAGCUCAAUGGUGACUGUUGCAGAAGUAGGCCAACAGAUUCUGAUAUAACUGGCAGUGACCGUCAUAACUUUCACUUCGGCUCCAUCCUAAGAAUAACGGGACUGCAGUACAGAGACUUCAUUCAUAUCAGUUUCCAUAACAAGAUUUAUGAGAUUCCAUUUUAUGUUGCUUUGGAUCACAAAAAAGAAGCUAUUGUGGUGGCAGUGAGAGGAACCUUGUCUUUUGAGGACAUUCUCACUGACCUGUCAGCAGAUUGUGAAGACUUGACACUGGAGGAUGUUCUAGAGAAUGGCUUUGUGCAUAAGGGAAUUACUCAAGCUGCAAAUUACAUCUAUCGAAAGCUGAUAAACGAUGGCAUUUUAAACCAGGCUUUCACAAUUGCUCCAGAAUAUAAACUUGUGAUAGUUGGUCACAGUUUGGGUGGUGGAACAGCAUCGAUACUGGCAAUCAUGCUCAGGAACUCUUUCCCAACAUUAAGGUGUUAUGCCUUUUCUCCUCCAGGAGGACUGCUAAGCAAAUCACUUGCAGAUUACACAAAGCACUUCAUCGUUUCAGUCAUUGUUGGGAAGGACCUUGUUGCAAGGUUGAGUAUGCCCAACAUGGAGGAUUUGAAGAGGAGAAUAGUGAGAAUUGUAGCAAACUGCAACCGACCCAAGUACCAGAUUUUGCUGCGUGGGUGUUGGUAUGAAGUAUUUGGAGGAGAUCCAGAUAACUUCCCAACUGAGCUGGAUGGUAGAAACCAAGAUGCCCUCAGCCAGCCACUCCUAGCUGAGGAGAGUUUAAUGGUGCAUCGGUCACCUUCAUACCAUGCCCUUGAGGAUGAAUCUCACUUAAAUUCACCACCUCAGUAUCCUCGUCUGUAUCUUCCUGGAAAGAUCAUCCACAUUGUAGAAGAAUCCAGCUCUAGGAGGUUGUGCUCUUCAGAUAUUAAAUAUUCGGCCCGCUGGUCAAACGAAACAACCUUCAGCAGCAUUUUAAUAAGUCCCAAGAUGAUAACAGACCACAUGCCAGAUGUUGUGCUCAAAGCUCUGAACAGUUUGUCUCAGGAACAUGAAUCAUGUAUUUCUUGUCAAACACGAGAAUGUAACACCAACGUGGUGUAAGCAGUGCUGGGAGAGGAGCUGUGGGGGUUUUACUGCAGGUCUCAAGCAUUCAGCACCCACUCUGCUUUCAUGCCGAAGUGGGUUUCAGUACUUCAUGCAUUGUGUAAAAUAAAGGGGGGCCUCAGUGCCCUUGCUCUGCAGCGACCCAAGUCACAUUCUGCUGGUCAAAGCACAGAUCCUGCGUUGCUGCUGAAGGCUGAGCUUUUGCACAAUGAACAGUGUGACACCUUCUAGCUAAGCCUGUGGACACUGGCACACAGGAGCCGAGGUGUCAGCUGAGUACUUGACCAGAGUGGGGGUGCGUGUGAGGACAGUGUGGCCUACACCUUACAGCAGAGCUCUGUCAGACCUUACCAAUGGAACAUGAAGUCCAGUUCUGCUUCAGAGUCACUUCACGCAGUUGUCUUAAUGCCCUUCGACCAACCCUUGCAGAGCCUGGGGAGCAUCAUAGGAAUGGAAGGCUCCGAAAGCAACACCUUGCAGGGGUGAGUGGCUGAAGCGGGGUAAGUGAGCAGGGCUGCAGCAGUGCACUGGCAGCACUGCACGGGGCUGUCAUGGGGUGGUUCUGAGCCACUGCACUAUUACA
This is a messenger RNA of Dryobates pubescens (Downy woodpecker), 2722 nucleotides long. RefSeq names its product diacylglycerol lipase beta (gene DAGLB). NCBI's taxonomy places the organism in Eukaryota, Metazoa, Chordata, Aves, Piciformes, Picidae. Gene Ontology annotation, biological process: lipid metabolic process. Bases 112 to 2136 code for a protein of 674 amino acids. The transcript has 15 exons. The record is from RefSeq and is a predicted model, not a curated record.